Cetraspora pellucida is the source of this 678-nucleotide messenger RNA. NCBI's taxonomy places the organism in Eukaryota, Fungi, Glomeromycota, Glomeromycetes, Diversisporales, Gigasporaceae. The record is from the annotation of a GenBank genome assembly.
AUGAAGCAUAACAACCAACUUCCGAACGGCCACUUCCACAAGGAUUGGCAGUUGCGUGUUAAGACUUGGUUUGAUCAACCUGGACGCAAAAAGAGAAGAAGAAUUAAUCGCAUCCAAAAGGCUGCUCGGAUUGCUCCACGUCCUAUUGAACUUUUAAGGCCAGUAGUUAGAUGUCCGACUCUUAAAUAUAACACUAAAUUAAGAGCUGGACGUGGAUUUACUCUUGAUGAACUCAAGGAAGCUGGAAUUCGCCGUAGGGAAGCACUCACUAUUGGCAUUCCCGUGGAUCACCGACGUAAAAAUCGAUCCAAAGAAUCUCUUGAUCUUAAUGUUGAAAGGUUGAAGGCUUAUAUGGAAAGACUUAUCAUCUUUCCUAGAAAACCCUGUAAACCGAAGAAGGAUGAACAAAAGGAUAAAUAUGAGUUAUCAUCAAAGAAAAAGAAGACUGAAUAUGAGACCCAAAAAGCAGAGUUCGCCACUGCAGCGCAACAUAAAGGUCCCGUUAUUCCCAUUCGACAAGCAUUGGACGAAGAAGAGGCACGUCCCAUUACUAAUGAAGAAAAAGCAGCUAGCGCAUAUGCCACAUUGCGUAAAGCGAGGUCCGAUGCUCGUCUUGUUGGUGUGCGUGAGGCUCGCCGUAAAGCCAAAGAAGAAGAGGAAGCUGCCAAAAAGAAGUAA